Messenger RNA from Colletotrichum chrysophilum, 1449 nucleotides. RefSeq lists its product as uncharacterized. NCBI's taxonomy places the organism in Eukaryota, Fungi, Ascomycota, Sordariomycetes, Glomerellales, Glomerellaceae. The coding region runs from base 1 to 1449 and encodes 482 amino acids. The record is from RefSeq and is a predicted model, not a curated record. The transcript is spliced from 3 exons.
AUGGACAAUACGAUGCCCGACGACACCUCCCGCCUGUGGGCUAUUAAGCAGGAAAAAGCUGACGAGUUGAGUGCGAUGCGUGCCCAAGUCGCGCAGACCUCGAACGCCACGUCAACUAUCCAGACUGGCAGUAGCGUCAUGUCUACGCCUGCCACAGCCGGCCCAAGCCGACCGUUCCCUACAAUCUCGAAGAACGACGGCAAAUCGCCGACGCCUUCGAGAUAUACCCCGCAAUUUACCGCAUCAACCAAGCAAAUUCUGAGCCGGAUAAAGAAUGAGAAUGGCAGCAACUCCUCCCCGUCCCUUGGCUUUACCACCGCCCAACUCUCCGCCCCAGCAAAGGCAACUUACGAGGAUGUUAAGCGCAGACUCGUCGAGACGCUCAGCACAUCUACAACUUUGCCAAUGCCGACAGCGUCACCCAGACCUAUCGCAGGAGCCGCCACGCAUGCCAAUCGACUGCCAUCACCUAGUGUGGGCAAGAGAAAGCGAGGAUCAGACGAGCAUGACAGCAGGCCACCAACGCGCCCCACACCCCGAGACGAACCUCAGCCCGUUGCCAUCCAGCCCCCGAAACCGCCUUCCAAAAGGAAACGCGUCAAGGAUUCUUCCAUGUGUGUGAAGUGCCAGCGCAGCUCGGAUACUGCCGCCAACCUUAUCAUCACUUGUGGUUGCGGCGAGGCCUGGCACCAGCUCUGUCACGAUCCCCAGGUCCCCGAGGAAACAGCUAGCAACCCUGCCUCUUUCAAGUGCAGCACUUGCGUCGUCGAAGACAAGGCGCAGGCUAACUACCAAGCCAAACUGGUUAAGUACCGCGAGGCGAAGCAGCAGCAAUCCGAUCUGAAGAAGCAGCGGGCCGAAGUUGAGAGGAUGAGGACGAGGAAUCUCGAGGGUCUGCCCGAUUUCAUCAAGCCUGAGCUGGUGGGAUUCGGGGCUGGUGAUGCCAGCACUGAUGCGAGGAGAGAGUAUUUCGAGGAACUCCGUAGGACCGACUUGCUUAAUCUACUCUCUUUCAGUGAGCAAAUCAAGCCUGGCCUGUUGGUGGACAUUCUCGUUUCGGUGUCCAAAAAGCAGCCAGAUCUUCCGAUCUUUCGCUCACCAGACUGGGCUCAGCCGAGGGCGCAACCCGAAAGUUCUCGUACGAACGUCCUCGCAAACGGUACUGGAAACCAGUUGCCACCCAAGCGUUCCAAGCAACGCUCCAAGCCGGGUGGUGUGCGCCCGAUUUUGCAGUUGACGACCACCCCUGAGGCCGAUGCUGUACCAGAGGACAACGAGGACGAUUAUCUUCACCCUAAUUGGCCCAAAGCAGGAAAGGGACUCUAUGCCACCCUGCCCCCGGAGAAGGAAGACUCACAUUACCUGGAGGACGAUAACGACGAGGAGGCAUUCAGCCAUUUCUUUGUUGAUGGUAAUGGAAAGCAAGUGGCACAGCCGGUCAGGGUUUAG